AAAGAUGGUGAAGCUCUUCUGUGCGAUCGUUGGUGCGGCGGGCAGUGCGUUCGAGGUGGAUAUCGACGAGGGUGCAUCGGUUUCCGCGUUGAAGAAGGCGAUCAAGGCGGAGAGCGACGGGUUGAUCAGAGCUGAAGAUCCUUGGACGAAGCUGCAGCUCUUCCUGGCGAAGACGGCGGACGGCGCGUGGCUAGAUGGAGCUGGCGCGGCAUCUGUGGCGCUCGAUGAACGUGGAUACCCGCAAGGCUUCGGGCAGAUGGAUCCCACCCUGUGGAUCAAGAACCCCAAGCACUUUGGCGAUAAUUUUCAACCGGGUGAAGGACAAGUUCACGUGCUGGUGAAGGUCCCGGAGCAAGAACACGCACAAACUGGAUUGUGGCUUGUCACUGGAUCCGUUGACAACGCGUUGAUCACGAAAGGAAUUCGCUGCAAACUGUACUGGAUGGCGACGUUACGCAUUGGAUACUACGAUCCUACGCGCUGCAUCGGCAACAAGAAUGUCGCGUUUUGGUAUGAAGACAAGAAAUUGUGUUUUCAUGUUUUAUUCGAGACAAAAGAUGCUGCUUUGCUGUUCGAAACUGACUUGAGGACUGGGCCACAAACGCUGGGCUCUCCGUUAACUAACCAGGUUGUUGAGACGCGUGUUGCACCAGCUAACGCUGUGUCUACUGAUCUCCAGCGCGUCUUCUACUGCGACUACGUUCCAGACGAUUCGGAAUCUCCUCAAAACACAGUUUCAUCGAUAUCGUUGACUACAAGCGUUUCGAAUCUGGACUCAUCGACUGACGAGUUUCGUUUUCAGCGGAUUGAGGACGCGAAGUUCUUCCUACCGUACGGCAAGGCAGAAAGCUGCCAUUUGGUGUCGAGAAAGCAAAGCAGAGACCACAAACGGGAAUUCGCCAAGUACGAUCGCGACUCAAACAACAGGCUUGCGCUUUCUCGCGAAAUGCAUGGUUGGUUCGACGGUAUGAGCAUUGAGGUUCCCAUCGUCAACAUGCUACCCGGAUCUGUUGAAGAGAAUCAAUCCAUUGGCAACAGACGCAAGGUCGAGGUCUUCGUGAAGGUUCUGGAUGCUCAGUGCACAGAUCGCGUUUUCAGUCGUUUGAAAGGAGGAUCAACCACGACGGACGAUCCGCUCAUGAUGAAGACGUUUGUUCACGUGGAGGAUCCAGAAACAUUUUGUUUGUGCAUGAGGUGGAAGCACGACGAUAAUGCGGAGCGUUGGAGAAGCUUUUGGGAUAUGACUCCUGCGGUCGAUUGAAUGGAAUAAUGUGGCUCCCGAGUUAAAUACUUCGAAGUAGUAUUUGAUUUCUUGACAUACUUUGAUCCUGAUAAAUAUAAAGUUAGUAAUAUACAAAGAUGGCGUA
Messenger RNA from Phytophthora sojae, 1367 nucleotides. RefSeq lists its product as hypothetical. Lineage: Eukaryota; Oomycota; Peronosporomycetes; Peronosporales; Peronosporaceae. The record is from RefSeq and is a predicted model, not a curated record. The transcript is spliced from 3 exons. Bases 5 to 1261 code for a protein of 418 amino acids.